AUGGGGCGGGCGCUGGUGAGGGAAUGCCAAAAGCGUGGGGAUCGAGGGAAGACGCAGAAGGAGAGGCGUCGGGGCCUGCAGGGACGGGGCCUGCAGGGACGGGGCCUGCAGGGACGGGGCCUGCAGGGACGGGGCCUGCAGGGACGGGGCCUGCAGGGACGGGGCCUGCAGGGACGGGGCCAGCAGGGACGGGGCCUGCAGGGACGGGGCUCUGCAGGGACGGGGCCUGCAGGGACGGGGCCUGCAGGGACGGGGCCUGCAGGGACGGGGCCUGCAGUGACGGGGCCGGCAGGGACGGGGCCUGCAGGGACGGGGCCUGCAGGGACGGGGCCGGCAGGGACGGGGCCUGCAGGGACGGGGCCUGCAGGGACGGGGCGAGCGUAUCCGCCGCUGCCGCCGCCGCCGCCACGCGCGUCCGCGCGCCGGAACCCGGCGGACACUCGACGGGAGCGAGCGAUGGAACCCGACGGCGCCGGGCCCGCCGCGGCCGUCCCCGAGGAGGACCCCGCCGCGGCCCUCCCCGCCGAGUGGCCGCGCAAGCGGGACGGCCGCCCCGCCGAGGACGAGGAGGAGGAGGAGGAGGAGGCGGCGCGGAGGAGGAGGAAGGAGAAGGACGUGAGCGCGGCCGAGGCUGGCACGGCGAUGCCACAGAAUCGAAGCCAGGCGACUGGAUUGAGCAGGAAAAAGUCCAAGGCUUCGGGGAAGAUGAGGCUCGUGCGGAGCAUGGCGGUGUGCGAGGAGUCUCCGCCGGCCUGCAGCCCCGGCGACGGACCUCACGAGAGCAUCGAGGAGCCUCAAGCGAGAGUCGCCAGCUCGCUGAGUGUCGAGGAGGAGGAGGAGGAGGAGCCGACGCCCGCGAGGGAGGAGGAGGCCAGCGUUGAAAAUGAGAAACUGGGUUUGGAUGGCAAGGCGACGAAGUUGCUCUCCCGCGACUCGAGCCAGGACUACACGGACUCGACGGGGAUCGAUGUUCACGAGUUCCUGGUGAACACGCUCAAGAGCAGCCCGAGGGACAGAAUCAUGUUGCUGAAGCUGGAGCAGGAGCUGAUUGACUUCAUUCACGAUGCGACCCAGUACAAGAAGUUCCCGCAGAUGACGUCGUACCACCGCAUGCUGGUGCACCGCGUGGCCGCGUACUUCGGCAUGGACCACAACGUGGACCAGACGGGGAAGGCCGUCGUGGUCAACAAGACGCCCGGCACGCGCAUUCCGGAGCAGGCGUUUAACGAGCACUUCACGGAGGAGGGCCCCAGCGCGGAGGCCCCCAAGCGCAUGGUGCCGAAGCGCGACGGGGACGGCGCGGAGCAGGAGGAGAGGAAGCAGCCCUCGGCUCCGGAAUAUCGUCUCGCGGAGAUCAGGAUCCAAGAGCCGUCGCCUUUAUCCAGCACGCAGAAGCGGAGGCAGAUGUUCCGGAGCCACCGAGACGGCAGCGGCGGUGGCGGCAGCAGCAGCGGCGAAGGCGGCGGCCUGGGCGGCUCGGGCAGCUGGCAGAGCAGUACGGAGACGGAUUGCGGCGGCGGCGGCGGCGGCGGCAGCGGCACCCCACCUCGCCGCUGGGGGCCUCGGCCGUGGAGCAGUACCGACUCGGAGAGCUCGCACGCCGGGCCGGCGCCGGCCCGCCGGCCCGCCGUCGUCAAGGCCAGCAGCUUCAGCGGCAUCUCCGCCGUGCUGAUGCGCGGAGACAGCCACGGGGGUCUGGCCAACGCGGGCUCGGACUCGCCGAGCAGCGUGGGGACGUCCCCCACGGCGUGCCCAGCUCGGACUCGGCACGGGCAGCAGCAGCAGCAGCCACGUAGGUCACCCGCCGCAGCCGCCGUGCCCUCGUACUCCGCCACCGUCGCAGCGGCGGCGGCAGCAGCCCAGGUCUUCCCGGCGGGCCCCAGCUACUGCCUGCUGCCACUCGAGAGCAUGGGCAUCCCUCCUGGGAGCAUCCUCGUCAAUCCGCAGACCGGCCAACCGUUCCUGAACCCCGACGGUACCCCAGCGGUUUACAAUCCCCCGGCCGUGCAGCAGCAAGCCAGGGGUCAGCUGUCUGAGUCGUCACAGCUGAUCCUUGCCACAGCUCACCAUCAGCCUCAGGGCAACCAUCACCACCACCACCACAUGUCACUGAGUCACGGCCAAGCGUCUUCUCCAACGUCGGCUCAGCACCCUUACUCUCAGCACGUGGUGUCCUUCUCCCCUCCGCAGCAGUACAGCGUGGACGAACUGGGCCUGCACUUUGGCCACGUCGCCCUGAGCCACCACUCCACUGCCGGCGAAAUCCCAGAGUCCGCGGCUGCCCCCUACCCACCUCCCAUAAUGCACCAGCAGCAGCAGCAGCAGCAGCUCCCGACGGGCUACGGAGCGUCGCCGUCGGCGGGGCCGCCCGUGACCCCCAACGGCUACGGCGGCGCCGGUUCGUCCUACCCGGCCGUGGCGCAACCGCAGGUGUACGCGCUGCAGCAGCAGCAGCAGCAGCACCAGCAGCAGCACCAGCAGCAGAUUCCCGUCUUCGUCUACGCCCCUGGGCAGCUCGGCCUCGUGGGGCAGCAGUCGUGCCGCCCCGCGACCCCCACGCAGUUCGGAGGGCAGCGAGGGCAGCAGCAUCCGUCGCAGACACACGGUUUCCAGGGUCCCCCUCCUCCGAGCCAGCAGCAGUUUCAAGGCGUGACGAGCGUCCACCAACAAUCCGCGGGCGCCCAGCACGGCAACGACGGCGCCCAGCUGCAGGGCUUGCUGCUCCAGUACCCCGCAGCGGCGGUGCCGUCGUACCAGGUCCCUUACCAGCUUCAGGCCGCUUCGCACUCCCAGCACCACCACCACCACCUGCAGCACCACCACCAGCACCAGCAGCACCAGCAGCAGCACCAGCAGCAGCACCAGCAGCAGCACCAGCAGCAGCCCGCGCCCGCCCCGCGCGGCCCGUCCAGAGACGGCGGGCCCCACCCCGGCUCCUCGGACGACGCCGGCCGCGCGAUGCCGCUGUUCUGCAGCCUGGCGGCGGCGGCGGCGGCCGUGCCGGGGCACGGCGGAGCCCGGGCCCCGGCGGGCCUCCCGCAGGCCUGCCCGGGGACCGCGGGCUCCGGCGCGCCGCCGUCGGCGCCGUACGCCGCCGGCGUCCCUCUGCCCGGCGGCUGCAGGGCCAACUACACGACGGCCGUGUGUGUGCCGUGGACUCAGCUCAGAUACUGA
Petromyzon marinus (sea lamprey) is the source of this 3174-nucleotide messenger RNA. Its product is annotated as cAMP-regulated phosphoprotein 21-like. The record is from RefSeq and is a predicted model, not a curated record. NCBI's taxonomy places the organism in Eukaryota, Metazoa, Chordata, Hyperoartia, Petromyzontiformes, Petromyzontidae. Gene Ontology annotation, molecular function: nucleic acid binding.